AAUUGCUGGGAGGAAGAGGGGAUUUCGGUGGCGAUGCGGAGAAAAGGCUAUUCUGACCGAUGGUGUCAGGUAUUAGUCAGAGGAGGACUUGUAGUGUCAUGGCAGAUUGAAUGGCCAGGAUCAAAAGGAAACCCAAAGGCAGAAGAUCUACCGCUGUCAACGUUUAUUCAUUUCCGUCCUUGUUAUUAUUUCUAUAUUCAACUUACUCUCUGUAACCUCAGGCUAUAUAAGGGGUGGUAACUAGAGGAGAUGUAUCGAUCAACUAUUCAGCCAAAUAUUGGUUAUUAUCAAUACAAGAAUACCUUUACAUACAUACACCAUAUACACAAGUUCCUCACUGUUCUUGGUGAUUUCAUACUUUUCCCCAAUUUCUUGUUCUUGAUCCACUUCAAAUCCAUGGCUGAUCCAUCCGGGAUCUGACAGAUGGACCCCGCAAUCGAUGCUAAACUUUUUUUUUUUGGAUGAACAGGGAGGCUCCUCCCUGGUUCCAUUAGCAGAAUGAAACCAAAAUGGUCUCUGUCUCAUACAUCAGCUCACUGAAAAGAGCAGUUCAGUAAAAGGAGAACUGAAAGUAGAGAUGAGUUCUUCUCUGUUCGCCACGAGCGCCAUGGAGGCUCCCAUGAGCUCUUCCCUGGGUGCCAUGGGCCCCCUUCUCAGGAAGCUGCAUUCGCUGCUAGACCCCGACCACCGGCUGCCCAAGCCACUGAAGCACGGAAUCGGGCUCCUCAAGGAAGAUUUGGAAGAAUUAAGCGCCGGCCUGUUGGAGCAGUCAAUGGCGGAUUCCCCCAACCAGAAGGCAAUGUACUGGAUGGAUGAGGUGCGUGAACUUUCCUAUGAAAUAGAGGACUGCAUUGACGACAUGAUGCUGAGGCACACCGGCAAUGGCGUCAAGACCAGACCCGUCCGCGGCCACAGGGUCAGUCGUGUCAAGGUGUCUCGGCUUUUCAAGUCGUUGAAGCCGUGCACAAGGGUUUCCAAGAUCGCAGAGCUCAGGACCCUGGUGCUGGAGGCAAGUGAACGGCGUGAGAGGUAUCAUCUUGAUGACUGUGCCUCGAGUUCUAGCCGUGUGUUCACUGGGCACAAUCGGGUUCCAGGCCUAUAUGGACAUGCGACGGAUUUCCUUGUUGGUGUCGAUGACCUGAAGAUUAAGCUUACCAAGUGGCUUACUGAGGAUGCUGAUCAACAACUGAAAGUGGUGUGUAUAGAUGGACCUGCAGGGGUUGGCAAGACCACGCUGGCUAAGCAACUGUACCGUGAGCUUGGAGGGCAGUUCGACUGCUGGGCUUUUGUGCGGGCAUCGCGAAGGUCUGACACAAAGAGACUACUUGGGGACAUCCUCUCUCAAGUUCAGUGUUGUCAGUUACCCUCUUAUUUCUGCGAGGUGCAAAAUCUCAUUGGCAAUCUCAUGAAAUAUCUCCAAGAUAAGAGAUACUUUAUAGUAAUUGAUGAUCUGUGGGAAACAACAACAUGGGAUAUUGUUAAAAGCGCUUUUCCAGAUGGUAAAAAUUACAGUAGAAUAAUGACAACAGCAGAAACUGACAGUGUAGCUCUGGAAUGUUGUGGUUAUCAGUCUGAUAAUAUUUUGAAAAUGAAACCCCUUGGCAGCCAUGCCUCUGCAGAAUUGUUCUUCAGUAUUGUUUUUGGCUCUGAACAUCUGUGUCCUGAUCAAUUGAAGGAAGUUUCAGAUAGAAUCAUUAGAAAGUGUGGUGGUUUGCCACUAGCAACCAUCUGUAUUGCUGGUCUCUUAGCAAGUCAGACGGAUAACUCUGAGCUAUGGCAUCAUCUGCAGAAAUGUUUAUGCUCCAAAUUAAGUACAAGUCCUACUUUGGAAGAGAUGCUGAAAGAAGUACUAAACCUUAGCUACAGUAGUCUUCCUUAUUAUUUGAAGACAUGCUUGCUGUAUCUUACUAUGUAUCCGGAGGGGUACACGAUGUGGAAGGUUGAUUUGUUGAAGCAAUGGAUAUCUGAAGGUUUCAUUGCUGCAAAGGAAGAAAAAGAGGUAGAGGAAAUUGCAGAUAGCUAUUUUUAUGAGCUUGUCAACAGGGGAAUGAUCCAACCUGAGCAAAUUAACCAUAAUGAUGAGGUGUAUUCCUGUACAAUGCACCACACUGUACGUGAUCUUAUUAUGUUCAAGUCCAAAGAAGAGAAUUUUAUCACUUCCAUAGAUUAUUCAAAAGCCAUCACAGGACAUUCUAAUAUGGUCCGUCGACUUUCUCUCCACUUUAGCAGUGCCAAAUAUGCGACCAAGCCAUCAGGUGUAAUACUGUCGCAAUCGCGAUCACUUUUCUUUUUUGGACUUCUCAGAUGUUUUCCUUCUGAUGUGGAGUUUAAGUUGCUGCGAGUUCUGACCCUUGAGUUUUGGGGCAACCAAUAUGGGCAUACGAAUCUCGACCUCACAAGAAUUUGCAGUUUGGUUCACCUCCGAUAUUUGAAGAUUUCAUGCAAUAUGAUUGUAGAACUACCAGCCCAGAUGCAUGGACUACGAUACAUGGAAACACUGGAAAUAAAUGCAAGAAUAUCUUCUGUUCCAUUGGAUAUCAUUGAUCUCCCAGGCUUAUUGCAUCUAUCUCUCCGAGAUGAGAGAAAUCUACCUGAUGGGAUUGGCCGCAUCAGAUCUCUGCGUACACUACAGUAUUUUGACCUUGGCAAUAACUCUGAAGACAAUGUACUGAGCCUCGGUAGCUUGAUGAACCUGCAAUAUCUUCAUCUCACCUAUUCCACAGUGCAGUCUGAUGAGCACCUGAAGAGAAAUAUGGUAGCUUUGGCCUCUUCUGUUAUCAAGCUUGUUAACCUCAAAUCUGUCAUUCUGGCUCCUGGAGCUUUAAGCACAGCCAUUUACCAUGAUGUCUUGAGCAGCGUUUCCUCUCCUCCUGUCUUUCUUCAGGGUCUUCAGAGACUUGAUUUGUUGCCCCCAAUUUGCAUGUUUUCCAGGGUUCCCAAGGAUAUUGGAGUAGUUCGCAAACUUUGCUAUUUGAGUCUUGUGGUCCGUGAACUACGAAGGAAUGAUAUUGACAGCAUCACAGGAUUGCCUGCCCUCACUGUUCUUUCAUUGUAUGUCCGACAACCCCCUGCAGAAAGCAUCAUCUUCAACAAUGGGUCAUUCCCUGCUCUCAAAUAUUUCAAAUACAUGUGCGGUGUACUGUGCCUGGCCUUCCAGGAAGGAGCAUUGCCCAAUGUUCUUAGGCUCAAGCUAGGUUUCAAUGCCCGCAAAGGACAGCAGUAUGAUGUUUUGCUUGCCGGCAUUCAGCACUUGGUAAACCUGAAGAAGAUUGAUGGAAUAAUUGGGGCAGCAGAGGGUGCUGAGGGACCUGACAGAAGUGCUGCAGAGUCUGCGUUCAAGGACACCAUUCACAAGCAUUCAAAGUUUCCUAGUUACGUCAACGUAAAAAGGGUAGAUUGGGUUGAGGAAGAGAACGAGCCAAGGACCCAAGUUAACAGCUCACCAAAAUGUCAUGAAAUUCUACAAAAACAGCGUGGGGUAAAUGAGACCGAGGAAGAUACAAAGCAGUUUGCUGAUAGUGGGGUGAAGAAUCAGAUCAUGCAGGUGUCUCCUCAGCAUAUGGAUUUAUGCCCAGACGAUACAAAGCUGACUAUGCCUAGUAGCAACAGAACGUCAUUUCCUGAAAAGUUACAGGAUAAUAUUGCAGCUGAAGCAGUGAGCUUUUCAUCUACUACAUCAUCUGCUCAAAGUCCACAGUCGUGGUCAGCUCCAUCAUCUCACCACUCUUUACCUGAAACAUAUGCAUGGGACCCAGAGGGAUCUCCUUGGUCAAGGGCAUUGAGUAGUCCUUCUCUUACGCCAAAGAAUACCAGUGCCCCUCAAUCAGCUAUGCACCCGAUGUUAUCUCCAGAAGACCAUGUUUCACGUACUGAAGGCACCCGGAGUACUGGCUAUUUUCACCCCUUAGCACUUCCUCCCAGUGCUAGCAACCAGCCCGCUCCAAAAGUUGAAAUGUCCUUAGUAGGUCAAUGGCAAAAGAGCAAACUUAUAGGUAGUGGUACAUAUGGUGAUAUAUAUGAAGCUACCAACAGGCACACUGGAGCUCUUUGUGCAGUUAAAGUGAUCAGUAUAAUUCCUAAUGAUUCUAGAUCUGCUGAUUCCUUGAAGCAAUUAGACCAGGAAAUAAAGCUUCUAAGCCAAUUUAAGCACGAGAACAUAGUUCAGUAUUAUGGUAGCGAAACUAUAGAAGGCCAACUCUACGUUUACAUGGAGUAUGUUCAUCCUGGUUCAAUUAAUAAGUAUAUCAAACAACAUUGUGGAGCGAUAACAGAAUCGAUUGUCUGCAACUUCACUCACCAUAUUCUUAGGGGUUUAGCAUUUUUGCAUGGCCAAAAUAUUAUGCAUAGGCUGCUGCAGUGUUUACGAUUUUGCAUAAGAACCCACCGCUUCCUGACAAUUUAUCACACGAGGCAAAGGAUUUUCUGGAAUGCUGUUUCAAGAGGAAUCCAGCAGUGAGGCCAAGCGCAAGCGAGUUGUUGAACCAUCCGUUUAUCAGGAAUUCAAGUCAUUACAGCAAGCAUGUUAAAGAAGUCAUUAUUACAGGCUGUGAGGAAGUCGUUCGAGCAAGCUGUGACCCAUCCUUAACAGGGAAAACUGCAACUGGUGGAGGAAAUGAUGCCAGGUCUUCCGAAUCAUUAGUUUCACAAUUAACUCUGCAACCAGUCCAGGAAAUUGAGAGUGAGGAUGAGGAGCAUGAUGAUGAGGCUGAGGAUGAAUCUGAACAUGAAGUGGAAACUGCGGAUCCUGAUGUCGCUGCAGCGGCACCUAAAGAGACAGAAAGGCAGCUGUCUAAAAAGGAGUUGAAAAAGAAGGAACUGGCUGAAAUUGAUUAUGUGUUAGCUGAGUUGGGGAUUUCUGAAAAUGAGGCUGAUGCUGAACAAGAUG
Molecule: messenger RNA, 4885 nt
Organism: Triticum aestivum (bread wheat)
Lineage: Eukaryota; Viridiplantae; Streptophyta; Magnoliopsida; Poales; Poaceae
Product: disease resistance protein RGA5
Exons: 11
Coding region: 578-4456 (1292 amino acids)
Biological process (GO): protein phosphorylation; defense response to other organism
Molecular function (GO): protein kinase activity; ADP binding; ATP binding
Source: RefSeq, a predicted model, not a curated record